UCUACCCAGGUUUUGAAUGCCCGUAUUAGCGCGGCAAAUGGACCUCGUCGAACUGUCGCAGGAUUUGUUUAGCAUUAACGCCGUGAAGUUCGGUAACUUUACUCUAAAGAGCGGAAUACAGUCACCUGUUUACUUUGACCUACGUGUCCUCGUCUCGCAUCCAACCGUUCUAGCAAAGGUUAGUGAACAGAUUUGGCUAGCAGCAAACCGAGGUAGAGCAGUAUUUGACAGUGUGUGCGGAGUGCCAUACACGGCAUUGCCUCUUGCUACACAACUUUCCGUGCAACACAAUGUCCCGAUGUUAAUGAAAAGAAACGAGGCAAAGGAUCAUGGAACAAAGAAAUCUGUUGAAGGGAGUAUCAUACCCGGCAGCAAAUGUUUAGUAAUUGAAGAUGUUGUCACAUCAGGAGGCAGCGUUUACGAAACAGUCCAGGUUCUACAGAAGGAAGGGCUGAUAGUCACUGAUGCUGUAGUAUUUCUUGACCGUGAGCAAUCAGGGAAGGCAAGACUGAAAGAGAAAGGCAUCACAUUGCACAGUGUUUUGACAGUCACUCAAUUGUUGUCCUUCCUGGAGAGCUCUGGUGUCAUUGACGCUGCUACAGUAGCUCGAGUUCAGGAGUUUGUUAAAGCAAAUCAGUUCACCGCAGGUGUACAACCACAACUUAAAACCAAGGUCUUGACGUAUGAGGAGAGAGCAGCAGUUGCUUAUCAUCCACUAUGCAAGACGCUGUUCACAAUAAUGCAUGAAAAGAAGACCAACUUGAUUGUUUCAAUAGAUUUGACUUCAUGUAAAGAGAUACUAAAGUUGUUGAAUGAUAUUGGUCCGUACAUCUGUAUGGUAAAAGUACAUGUUGAUAUUGUUGAAGACUUUUCUCGUGAGUUUGCAAAUAAUUUGGGUCAAUUAGGAUUAAAUCAUAACUUUCUUGUUCUGGAAGAUAGAAAAUUUGCUGACAUAGGAAAUACAGCACAACACCAGUACACGGGUGGAGUUUUCCAAAUUGUUCACUGGGCUAAUCUUGUGACUGUACAUUCACUGCCAGGACCAGGUGUGGUCAAAAGUCUUAGAGAUGUAAGAAACCUGGCAAAAAAUUUGAGUAGCAAAUGUAUACCUACCAUGUUGCAGGCAGCUCAUGCCAGAGAACGUGGUUGUCUUCUCAUUGCUGAGAUGAGCUCAAAGGGUCAUCUUUUGUCCAGUGAUUAUACGAAAGCUUCCGUGUCAAUGGCACAAGAAAAUAAAGACUUUGUUGUGGGAUUUAUUUGUACACACAAGGUUUCUGAGGAUGCAGGAUUUAUUUACCUGACACCUGGAGUUAGCUUGUCUCAGCGGACAGAUGGACUAGAUCAACAAUACUUGACACCAGAAGAGGUAGUGAAAGUUCGAGGAUGUGACGGUAUAAUUGUUGGUCGAGGAAUAUAUCAGGCAGCAAAUGCUGUUGAAGCAGCAAUCUCGUUUCAGAAAGCAGGCUAUCAAGCUUACGAGGAACUGCUACAAUUGUAGCCAUUAUUUUAUUGUCAGCUGAGUGUUUAAUACGACUGCAAUGCUGUUGAAUUUUAAAACUAAGUAGAUGCAUUAAUUGCCAAUAUGUACUCAGUCUAUUUGACUAGUACAGAAAUGUUGUGAUUUGGUGUGCGAAAAAUCUUUUAAUGAUUUAAUUGCAUAGUUUAUUCAACUGCAAGAAGCUGCUUUGCAGUGAAUUUUGUAAAAGGUUUGGCUGU
Molecule: messenger RNA, 1716 nt
Organism: Corticium candelabrum
Lineage: Eukaryota; Metazoa; Porifera; Homoscleromorpha; Homosclerophorida; Plakinidae
Product: uridine 5'-monophosphate synthase-like
Exons: 13
Coding region: 17-1498 (493 amino acids)
Biological process (GO): 'de novo' pyrimidine nucleobase biosynthetic process; 'de novo' UMP biosynthetic process
Molecular function (GO): orotate phosphoribosyltransferase activity; orotidine-5'-phosphate decarboxylase activity
Source: RefSeq, a predicted model, not a curated record